Hansenula anomala is the source of this 2175-nucleotide messenger RNA. RefSeq names its product linker nucleoporin NUP82 (gene NUP82). NCBI's taxonomy places the organism in Eukaryota, Fungi, Ascomycota, Saccharomycetes, Phaffomycetales, Wickerhamomycetaceae. Gene Ontology annotation, biological process: ribosomal large subunit export from nucleus; mRNA export from nucleus; ribosomal small subunit export from nucleus. Gene Ontology annotation, cellular component: nuclear pore. The record is from RefSeq and is a predicted model, not a curated record. Bases 1 to 2175 code for a protein of 724 amino acids. The transcript has a single exon. Gene Ontology annotation, molecular function: structural constituent of nuclear pore.
AUGUCUGCGGUGGAGAAGCUGGAUAACUCAAGCAUUUUCAAGCAGGUUGGAGACGCCGGACUGAAAGCUCACACGAUCUGUGACUCUAAAACAGCUGUCAGAAAUGGAGAUGAAGUGUUCUUUGCACACGGGUCUCUUAUAAGAUAUUACAGUUUAUCCAAGGAGACUAAAUAUAAAGUUCUUGACACAGGUAAUAUUGACUUUGAUAUUGAAGGUCUUGUUUUGAAUUCAUCAGGAACCCUUUUGGCAGCUUUCAGUACUUCAAAAAUUGUUGUUGUCUCAGUUUCAGCUUCACAAUUCAACAGCUCAGAUGGUGACACAGUACGGGUGAAGUCUUUCGUUGUUGGAAAUGGAGUUUAUGGAAACAAUGCUGAAAUUAAGGAGCUAUUAUGGAACAGUAUAUCUCGCUAUGAUUCAACCAUAGUGGUUCUUUCAUCCGAUGGCAUUAUCAGAACUUUUGAUCUUCGAACUUCUCCAGACCAGCCUGAAUCUAUUUAUGAGGUUAGCUCGUUCAACAAAAACAAAAUCGGAUUAGCUGCGAACUCUAUAGAGAACCCAGUCUCAAUGUGCUUCGGGCCAAAAGGCGAUUUGUCAAGUGCUUUAUCCCUUUACAUUUUGAAUGAGGAUGGUGAUAUUUUCACUAUUUACCCAUUUAUGCCUAAGGAAAUUGCAGUUCCAAGAGAAUUGAUCGAAGGGCUAUUCAAUGAAAGCCUUCUAUUAUCAAAUACAGAAAAUGCAAGAACAAAACUUUCAGCUGGACAGCAAUUGCGUUUUGUAACUGGCCUAUGGAAUCAACUUCCAACAUCUAAAAAAGAAAUAAGAGGCACAUCUGAACUUUGUGUUUUAACCAAUGAAAAAGUGAAUGAUUUUUUUAUUCAAGGUCCAUUUUCCGUUCAACCAUUCCCAAACGCCCUAUAUGAUGAUUAUGGUGUCAAUAUUACCAGUAUGAAUUUUGGAAUUUUCAACUUGUUGAUUGUAUCAUUUGCAAAACAUGGUGUCAUUGCUCUUUCCUUAGACAGUGAAUUAACAAUGAAGUGGAAUAUAGAUGGCCAAAUUGAUGAUCUGAAUAUUGAUGAGGAAGAUUCCGUUCCAACAUUAUCAGCCAUUGAACAUAUUAAUUUUGGAACAAACCUCCCUUCAAAUUUAAAAAAGGAUGCUGGUAAACUUGUGGCUUUUGCUCAAUCAGGAAGCAAUGCUUUCAAAAUCGAUUUCUCCAAGUGGGAAAACUUUUCGAACGAAGCUAUCUAUGAAUCUCACAUAGAUUCUAUUACUGAAACUCUCCAUACAUCAAAAUUAGAAGGAGCAAAAGUGGAGCUGGUCUUACAACUUCAGCCGAAGGAGUAUAUCCAAGGUGUAUUGCAUUUAAAUGAUGGCGAUGGCGCUAAAGAUACCAUAUUAGUCACUAGCAAAAGAACUCAAGGUUGUUUAGAAAAUUAUCAGAUAAAGGAACAGUAUAAUUUCAAAAAGAAUGAUACUACCAAUGCCAUCUAUGACUCCUUACUGAAGAGCCCUUAUGAUGAAAUAAUGGCCCUAAUGAAACCAAUUUCGAGCAUCAAGAUUACACCGCAAGAGAACAGAGGUACUGUUAUAAGUGCAGAUGACUACUUCUUAGGAGAAUUGAAUAAUGCUUCAGAACAAGCGUUGAAAUAUAUCGUUGAAUUUCACAAAUUGGGAUUAUCAAUGAAUACAAGGUUGAUCAGUCAAAAAAAAGAACUUGAAAGACAAUUGAGAAAACUGCAUGAUACUAAUGAGAUGUCAAAAACGUUGAAGGAAUCCAUCGUUAAAAAUAAAAGUUUUUGUACGGAUGUUUCUGAAAGGCAGGAAAGAAUAAACAAAAGAUUCAACGACCUUUCCAGCAAGCUUCAAAAAUCAGUCGAUCUACCAUUAAGCACCAAAGAGAAGACCUGGUCUAAAGAAGUGAAGGAUCUCACGUUAUUUUUCAAUAGAGGUGUGAAACAAAGUAGUGAAAUCAAGCACCAACUUUCAUACAUAAGCUCAGAGUUACAAACAAAGGCUCAUUCCUCAGCAACACCAGAUAAUAUCACUGAUAAUCAAGAUUGGGAUGAGCUGAAUAGAAUCAUAAAGGAAGGGAAAUUGUUGCUAGAAAACACCACAAAAGAGUUGAAGCAGAACAAUAAUCAGUUUGAAAAUCAUGUUAAAGAAAACAGUCUUUAG